This is a messenger RNA of Fraxinus pennsylvanica, 1719 nucleotides long. Lineage: Eukaryota; Viridiplantae; Streptophyta; Magnoliopsida; Lamiales; Oleaceae. The record is from the annotation of a GenBank genome assembly.
AUGGUGGAAGGAAAAGGAGAGGACGUAGAGCUUAUACAUUUGUGGUCCACACCAAUGUCACUUAGCACCAGCCUAUUGUACUCGUUUGCGCAGAGAGAUGAUAUGGAAGUUCUUGAUGAACCGCUUUAUCCAAAUUUCCUACGUGUUACUGGAGUAGAAAGGCCAUACCGAGAAGAGCUCCUAUCAAAGAUGGAAUCAGAUGGGAAUAAGAUCGUGAAGGAGAUCAUCCAUGGCCCUGGACAAAAGAAGUAUCGAUUCUGUAAGAAUAUGGCUAGUCAACGAGUGCCUGAUCUAACCGAUGAGUUAAUGAGGAAAGGAAAGCACUGUGUAUUGAUAAGAAAUCCCAUUGAUAUUUUGCCAUCCUUUGACAAGGUCUCACCCCCAUCAUUCAUGGAGAUGGGGUAUGCUAGCUUAGUCUCCAUUUACAGCGAGCUGUGUGAACUAGGAAAAUCUCCUCCCAUCAUUGAUGGAGCCCUACUUCAAGAAGAUCCCGAGGGUACUUUGCGUGGUCUAUGUGAAGAUCUUGGUAUUCCAUUUCAAGCAGCGAUGCUCAAGUGGGAAGCAGGGCCAAAAGCAUUUGAUGGCAUUUGGGCCCCCUACUGUUAUAAAACUACACAUAAAUUGACAGGCUUUAAAUCUCCAAGCAAGUAUCCUGCGCCUUUUCCACCCACUUUGUACAACUUGCUGGAGCAAUCUUUGCCUUUCUAUAACAUGCUUAAGCACCAUGUGAAUCGGAGUGGUAUAAUAUCCCUCCAGCCUAAACUUCCUGAUCCUGCCAAUGAGAAGUUGCUUGUUUGGGUUGGUAAUGAGAUUGUGCCCCGUGAAAGUGCAAAGAUUUCAGUUCUAGACUCUGUUGUCCAAGGUGGCGAUGCAGUUUGGGAAGGGCUUCGAGUUUAUAAUGGGAAGAUAUUUAAACUAGGGGAGCAUUUAGAUCGGUUGUUAGACUCCGCAAAAGCUCUAGCCUUUAGCAAUGUACCAACUCCCGAACAGGUGAAGGAUGCCAUAUUUAAAACUCUAUUAAGGAAUGGGAUGUUUGAUGACACACACAUUAGACUCACUCUGACACGUGGAAAGAAGGUAACUUCUGGAAUGAGCCCAUCAUUAAACCUUUAUGGAUGUACAUUAAUCGUGCUUGCUGAAUGGAAGCCCCCAAUCUAUGAAAAUGAGAAGGGUAUAACAUUGGUUACGGCAACCACACGCCGUAAUUCACCAAAUAAUUUGGAUUCAAAAAUUCACCACAACAACCUUCUUAACAAUAUCCUUGCCAAGAUAGAAGGGAAUAAUGCGAGUGCUGAUGAUGCUAUCAUGCUUGAUAAAGAUGGCUACGUUUCAGAAACAAAUGCGACAAACAUAUUUCUAGUGAAAAAGGGCCGUGUAGCAACACCUCAUGCUGAUUACUGUCUUCCGGGCAUAACACGGGCAACAGUCAUGGACCUUGUAACGAAGGAAGGGUUAGUUUUACAAGAGCGGAAUAUAAGUUUAUCAGAGUUCCAUACGGCAGAUGAGGUAUGGACUGUAGGAACUAUUGGAGAGCUCAGCCCAGUUGUUAAGAUUGAUGGUCGCACAGUAGGUGAUGGCGGUGUGGGACCUGUGACUCGAAGAUUGCGAAGUGCUUUCGAAAAGCUAACAGCAGAGUCAGGGAGACGUUUCGUCGUAAUUGUUCUUCUUUCGUAUUCUCUCUUGCUCAAAUUGUCGGCGAACUGUGCUGAGUUCGACUAG